Molecule: messenger RNA, 1208 nt
Organism: Lolium perenne
Lineage: Eukaryota; Viridiplantae; Streptophyta; Magnoliopsida; Poales; Poaceae
Cellular component (GO): intracellular membrane-bounded organelle
Molecular function (GO): thiolester hydrolase activity
Source: RefSeq, a predicted model, not a curated record
AGUCCACCCGACCCAACUGCCUCUCCUUCCCCCGUUCUCCCUCCGCCCAGUUCACCAUUUCUGCGCCGCUGCGCAAAGAGGAGCCGCCACCGCGAGGCGACCAGGGAGAGCGAGAGACGCGGCGGAUACCUAGCCGUCGAUCCGGGCCGAUGGCCGCGCUCGCCCCUGCCGCUUCCGUCCUCGUCAUCCUCGCCCUCGCCCUCGCCGCCUCGGCGCUCGCGCCGGUGGUCUCUGCGGUGCCCUUCAUCGUCCUGCACGGGAUCGGGGACCAGUGCGGGAACGACGGGAUCGCCUCCUUCACGGACGAGCUUGGGGAGUGGUCGGGGUCCAAGGGCUACUGCAUGGAAAUUGGGAGAGGAGCACGGGACUCUUGGUUAAUGCCACUUCAGGACCAGGCAGAUGUAGUUUGCAAGAAGGUAAAGGAAAUGAAAGAACUUCGUGAAGGUUACAGCAUAGUUGGCCUUUCUCAGGGGAACGUAAUUGGACGGGCAGUAAUUGAGUAUUGCGAUGGUGGACCACCGGUAAAGAAUUUCAUCUCAAUUGGGGGUCCUCACGCUGGAACUGCUUCAGUGCCACUUUGUGGUUCUGGUAUUUUUUGCAUUCUAGUUGAUGCUCUGAUUCAGUUGGAGAUAUAUUCAAACUUUGUGCAGGCACACCUUGCCCCUAGUGGUUACCUAAAGAUUCCCACUGAUAUGGCAGAUUAUUUGGAGGGCUGCAAAUUUCUUCCAAAGCUUAAUAACGAGAUACCAAGUGAAAGAAAUACUACAUAUAAAGAAAGAUUUAGCAGCUUGGAGAACUUGGUAUUAAUCAUGUUUGAGGACGAUGCAGUCUUAAUACCUCGGGAAACAGCAUGGUUUGGUUAUUAUCCUGAUGGCGCCUUCAGUCCAGUGCUGCCUCCUCAAGAGCCUUGUGCUGCAGACGAAGCUAUAUACCGAGGACUGGAUCGGCUUGAAGACUUUGGAUGAGGCUGGGCGCGUUAAGUUUGUUUCAGUGCCAGGAGGUCACCUACGCAUCUCCAGGAGCGACAUGAAGAAGUACAUAGUACCAUACUUGACAUCGUGUGGAUCAUCCAAACAGAGUGUUCGCCGGAUCUUGUCAAUUUAAGGAUCCAAAAAAAACCUCAGGUGUUUGUCGGAUCUUAUGAAAUUGAGUACACAAAAACCACGCAUGCAGUUAUAAUCGAACUAGUUCUGAGUGUUUGUAUGCCC